CCCACCUCAGUGGAGGCAUUACAUAUUGCUGGUGCUCUUAGCAACGGUGCCUCAGCAACAGAGCCACGGCAACACAGCUCCACGGCAACAGCGUGCCGUGUCUCCCCAAUGGAGCUGCCAUUGGGCGGACCAGCUCUCAGGCACUACACCCAGAGCAGACCGAGACCCCACCGACAAAAACUGAACUAUCGCCCAUGCAGACCACAGGAAACAAUAAUCGAGAGUGAAAAUGAAGUCCUGGAGCACAUGGGGCGAGUGGAUGAAGGAGUUGAGGAGUUUUUUACAAAGCGAGUACUCCCCACUGAUAUUCUGAACAAACCAGAUGAAGAGCUGACUGUAGUACAAGAAGAAGUGGCUCCAGCCAGCUCUAUCCCUUGUCCAGCACCAACAAAAACACUCAAGAGGAAGCUCGGAGAUUUCUUUACCCUCAAGAAGAGGCGAGGCUUGAAAUCAGAGACGAGCCAGGAGGGACGUACCAAAAAGACCUCCAUCGCUGAUCUCAUCCGUCCACUCAGGGAGGUUACCAGGUCUGAAAAAGACAAAGAUAAGGAUCGCGUGAAGGAGCAAGCAAAGGAAAAUGAAAAGGAGAAAGCAAAGGAACAUCCCGGUGCAGUUACUGGAGAGCCAGUUGUUCAGGAGACACCUGUUACUGAUGAUGCAUCUCUGAGGAGUGAGGUGGUGCCUCCUCGCCGAGCUCUCAGAGAGGGGAAAUCCCAGUCGCUCAUUUUGCUCUCUGGAUCAGCAGCAACAGGGACUGCCAAUGCCAAAAACACAGCAAAGAAACAGUUUGAAGGCCAACAUAGUUUUGAGCAGAAACUGCAUCUCAUGCUUCAGCGUAUUGGAGUUUCCAAACCCCAGCCUGCAGAAACACAGAAUCAAGAGGGAGAAAUGAAAAAGGCUGAGUCUGAAGGUACCAUCAUUGACAGUAAACCUGAACCUCCUCCCACUUUGUCAAAACCACGAACAAUGUCUGCCUCUUCAGACACAAGGCAUCAAAUUCGGACGAGUGUGUCCGCGCAUGAGGCAGCUGGGAAGCCCGCUCUUCCCCCAAAACCAGUUGUCAAACCAGGUCUGCCCCCUGCAACAUCCGGUCGUAACACACCUGAGAACGAGCUAACCCAGAUACAGGAAGCAGAGUCUAACACGUCGGCUACACUCAGUCCAGCUUCAGCUCCCCCCGCUCUCACCGACGCCACUGCUCCUUCUCCACCGACAAUCUCAAACUCCGUCUCUGACUCAGCCUGUGUUACAGUUUCUCCUUCGAGUACCGUAACUCCUGCUGAUACAGAUGUAUGCACUCGCUCAGAAACACCCACAAGCAGUACACCACUUGAAAGCAAAAUAUCUGUCCACAAAACUGGCGAUUCUUCCACUGAGCCACCCACAUCACCUAAAAGCACUACUAUAACAACUGAGCCUCCAAGCACUAUCUCCGUUCCUUCCACCUCUUCAGAGUCCACCACCCCAAGCCUCCCCGUAACUUCCACUACACCAGUAACUAGCCUAUCUGCUACCACCCCAGAAACAGUUUCUGCCCCCAGUGAUCAAAGCUCAGUUUCCACAACAUCCACAAAUCUGUUGACUGAGUCCACUUUGCAGAAGCCAAAUGGUGCUCUCUCAGUUGACUCCACCCCAGCUGUUGAGAGUGGCAUAAGUGUCCUCACCGCAGCCUCCUCUUCAUGCACAGCCAUAUCAGAUGUGCCAUCAAGCUUGUCAGCCAUCACCGGCUCAGGUACAGCAGCUGGUGACGAUCCAUCGUCAUUUGGCUCCAGUAGCCAUGUAAGCUUACUUUCAUCAAUUCCUGAAGUGACUCAAUCUCUUCCGAACUCAAGUGAAUCUAGUACAGUAGCAGUUUCGGGUGAAAUCCCUGUUGCCACAUCUUCCACAGUUGUCCCCCCUGUCCCUCCAUCCCCCUCCUCUUCCCAUCCAGCCCCCAACGAAGCCAUCAGCUCAGCAUCCAGCAGUGAAGUGAACUCUUUGUCCACAGCAGUAACAGUUACUUCCACCGCCAUCUCCAUUACCUCAACUUCAUCUAAUGAAACCAAGCCAAAAGACGCCACGUCCACAACCACCACCGCCACCUGUUCAAACGAGACAGAAAACACCUUCACUUGUAGUUCAGUGACUGCUGCUGUUAGUUUUUCCUGCACAAAUGGCUUAGACAUCUCCAACAGUGUUAGCACUACCCUCUCACCACCUGUGUCUGGCCUGCUCCCUGCUGAUAACUCAAGUGCCACGUCUGAUGAUUUGGUCGGCUCUGCGCCACCUGAUGAUAGUCCAGGCCAAGAUGAGAAUGUAAAAACGUCAGAAGAGGAAAGACCUGAUGUAGAAGAAGCAGAAAAACUUACAGAAAAAGGAGAUACAGAUGAGGAAAUGAUCCAAAUGAACAAGUUAGAUGAAGUUUAUGGGAGUGAAGAAACCCCUGAUAAUGACAAAGAAGAUGAAAAUGUCAAGGACAAACUUGUGUUUGACAAUGAUGACAUGACAGGAACGGAAAAGCAGGGAGAAAGUGUGAAAGCUGAAGAUGACACUCUGAUUAUAGCAGGUAAAGAAAGUGAACAAAGCAGGGAUGAAGCCGUUGCAGAGGCUCAAAUACAAGAGGAAGCUACAUCAGAAAGUAGUAAGUGACCGUUGAAUGAAAAAGCUGCAGUUACACAGAUCCAGCUACUGUGACGGGCAAAAGAGCCUGCAAUGACAGGCUUUGGGGAUGAUCCAUGGCACUUCCUACAGGGACCACAACAUCACAGCAGCACACCACUAAGGGUGAGCCAUUGGACCAAAGAAAUGAGAUCCCCUGGGUGUGAUGUAAUCAACAAAUCCAGCAGUGUCUUUGUCCUUUUUAUUUAAAUUACGUUGAAGACUUUAUGUUGGAAAUUUUGGAUUGCACGUAUGUUUAUGUACCAUAAGAAAAAUACUGUGGUAAAAUAUGCCAUGUUUACAAUACAUAAAAAGAGACAUAAUUAUGACUAUUAAAUGGAAUAUUCAGUUCAAAAA
Oryzias melastigma (Indian medaka) is the source of this 2994-nucleotide messenger RNA. Its product is annotated as mucin-5AC. The record is from RefSeq and is a predicted model, not a curated record. Lineage: Eukaryota; Metazoa; Chordata; Actinopteri; Beloniformes; Adrianichthyidae. The transcript is spliced from 8 exons. The coding region runs from base 109 to 2628 and encodes 839 amino acids.